AUGAGUGUGAGGCUUGGCUGGAUGGUCUGUGUACUCUGCCUAGCCACCACUGCCAGUGGAUUAACCCAGAAAAAGCUGAAGGAGGCUUUGCUGGAGAAACUGGGGCUUUCUGAGGUUCCAAAACUUCAGAAGAGAGACCUAGUGAAUCUAGUUAUCCCAGAUCACAUAAGGAACAAAUACAUCUCCAUGUUGAGGCGCCACAGAGUGAAGAGAAGAGCCUUGCCAAGUUUGGCUGGCAUCCUGAGAGGAAUCCCGGGCAAUGCAGAUAUUGCAGGAGAAGUUCUCUAUUCUGAUACCACACGCCAGAAUCUGGUCUUUGACAUGGAAGGGAGAAUACCUGAAAACAGUGAAGUGACCAUGGCUGAACUAAAACUUUUCAAAAAGCCCCUGAACAGAACGAACAUGCCUACAACCAAGCAACCUCACAGGCCAGUCACUAACGCCAGAGUCAGCGUGUACUGGGUGCAGAUCCAAGUCGAUGGCACCAACAGGACUUCCCUGAUUGAUUCCAGGUUGGUUCCAAUAAUGGAAUCUGGUUGGAGGAAUUUUGACGUGACCCAGGCUGUACAUUACUGGCUAAAAGCUAAGAAGCCGGGACCAAUGCUCCUGGAGAUUUGGAUUGAAGGAGAAAGGCUAGGCAGCUAUGCCUCGGAAAUGGCCAAAGUCGUGAGGUUUACCUCUCAGGAUCCUUUGGAUAAAGCCCUGGGCAAACCUGAGUUGGUGCUUUAUACCCUCAACCUGGAAGAAUAUGGGGGGCCUGGAGACUGCAAGGAGGAAAGCACGACGAAGAAACCCAUCUGCUGCCGGCAGGAACACUACAUCAACUUCCGAGAACUGACCUGGACUCAGUACUGGAUUAUUGAGCCUGCGGGGUACCAGGCCUACCUCUGCAUGGGGGGCUGUGUGCAGGCCAAGAGCCACUUGCGCCGCUUUGGCUAUGGAGAAAGAACCUGUGCCGUGGUGGAGAGCUCCCCACUUCCCAUGAUGUACCUCGUCAAGAAGGGAAACUACACGGAAAUUGAAGUGGCUGAAUUUCCUAACAUGAUCGUAGAAAAAUGUGGCUGCAUUAUGGACAACAUAGCAGUGGUGUAAAAUAAGGACACAUGGUGCGGGGCCUGGCUGCUCUUCAAGGGGGAGGGGACCUUCAGGAGUCCUUUCCUCCCUUACAUUCCACAGAGGUAGGCACAGUCCCAGAGCUUGCACUCCCUGUGUGCAAGGUGCAGGCAAGUGCUGUCAUCAACCCUAGAUGCUGCAAAAGGGGUCCUAGACAUGGCUCAGCUCCCCUCCCCGCCCCUUCAUGCCAGCUGGUUGUCGGGGCUGGCGCAAAGGACUUUGCAUAUUGCACCCUGAAAAAGGGUUUGGCAGCUGCUUGGAACUGCAUUUGCCCCCGUUGAGGAAUUGUGCCUGCCUGUGUCCUCUGCUGGCCAUGUGACUCUGGUCAUUGCACCCAGUGUGGUGUCCACCACUAAUGCAGCAAUGGCCUAUAAAGACAGUCCGUAUAUACACAUGUAUUUUGCUGCCCUAUGUACUUGAUAAAUAUGAAGCCUGGCUCUCUUCUUACACCGGUGUAACACCAUUGACUUCAGAAUCAGACUCAUAGCGAACGCCUGCAGAGGAAAGCAGAACUAGCAGUGGUGAUUUCCAGCUGAAGAAUUCUUGAACCAAUCAUUCUUAACCAUGUGUUGAAAUCUCAUGCCCAGUAAUUUUGUCUGUGUGUCAGUCCUGACCAUAAAAACAUACUUAUCGUGAAUCACAGACCAGAAGCACUUAAAUGUAAAUACUUUACAACUCAAAGCUGUCUAUUUCUCAUCUUUAUGCCAUAACUUUAGGGUCUGAUCCUUCAAUCCUGAAGUCAAUGGGGAUUCUGGGGGGUAAAGACCGCUCUCAUGAUGAGUAAGGGUUUGCAGGAUCAGGCCCUUAUUUUUUCAAGUUGUAUGUCACAAUCAUUCCAGAGUAGAUUUUUUUC
This is a messenger RNA of Mauremys mutica (yellowpond turtle), 1966 nucleotides long. Its product is annotated as left-right determination factor 2-like. Gene Ontology annotation, cellular component: extracellular region. Gene Ontology annotation, biological process: BMP signaling pathway; SMAD protein signal transduction. Gene Ontology annotation, molecular function: growth factor activity; cytokine activity; transforming growth factor beta receptor binding. The record is from RefSeq and is a predicted model, not a curated record. The transcript has 4 exons. Lineage: Eukaryota; Metazoa; Chordata; Testudines; Geoemydidae. Bases 1 to 1092 code for a protein of 363 amino acids.